CCCUUUUGGAAGGACUACACAGCCCCUUGGCUUCGGCAACGCCAAUAAACCGACAAUGUUGCGUUGACAACAGGUUACUUAGCACAAAGCUUUAGAUCUAGGUUACUUACGGGAUAUUAAGCAGUGGACAAAAUGGCGCAAGCUAAGAAGGGAGACAAGCAGAAAGGACUUGGUGGAGUACCUAUUACUUACAUCGCUGGAGCAUUGCUGGCUGCGGCUGCUGCUGCAUUUUUCGCCUUGCGCGGCCGGGCGCAUUUCACGAAGGGGCCGAUUCUGACGCCGCUGAAAGCGCCAAAGGUCACCGACCUUCUAGAGUUCGAUGCGGCCUACAAGGAUCGCAUGCUGUGGGGCAGUUACCGGUCGGGGCUCUACUUCGGCAUGCGCACACGCACGCCCAAGGGCCUGGUCAGCGGGCUGAUGUGGUUUGACCCGGACGACUUCCAGACGCUGCAGCAGUACCGCGUACGACACGAGGCCAGCCAGGGCGACGGGCUGGCGUCGUACGGCUGGAAGCGACACGACGGCCGCACCUACGGCCAGCAGGUGCUGGUGGACAACGACUACAACAUCACGUUGUCCAUGCUCAAGUCGUUCGGCGAGGGCAGCGGCCCCGGCGGCGACUGGUCGGUGCGGCUGCAGCUGCGGCGCACCAGCGGCAUGCCCACGCAGCGCCGCCGCAUCAGCGUGGUGAUCUACAUGGGCGACGAAGACACGCCGCGGGAGCCCUGGCAGGUCCUGCCGGACGGCGAGGUGACGGACCUGCGCCCGCAGCCCGCCGCGCUGCUGACGGGCGGCAGUGCGGCACUGGGGCGCGGGGGGGCCAGGUGGGCGCUGCACGCCAUGGAGCAGGCCACGGAGCCUCCCGCCUCCCGCCGCUCCCGCGGCUGCCGUGUGGACUACCUGGGUAUGAGCACGGAGGGCCACAAGCCCGACUACCUGCUCAAGGUGCGCGAGCUGCUGCUGUCCACCAUGUACGAGCGGCUGCAGAGGCAGCCCCCCAGCGACAAGUUCCGGCUGUACCUGCCCAACGGCGCCACCACCAACUCAGACCUGGCGCUGUUCCAGGUCACGUGCGUCAUCCCCUCCACCGUGGACUUCGCCUUCACCAGCAGCAGCGGCGACGUGUCGGACUCCAGUGAGCGGCUGGAGGGGCUGCUGGGCCCGGGGCUGGACGGCCCACUGGCGGCGGCGGAGGCGGCGUUCGACCAGAGGUUCGACCGCGUGUUCGGCGAGGGCAUCGCCCGCGCGCUGCAGCCGCAGCAGCAGCCCGACUCCGCCGCCUCCCCUGACGCCUCCACCCCUGACGCCCCUGACGCGGCGGCGGUGGUGGAGACGGCCAAGGCGGCGCUGUCCAACCUGCUGGGAUCCAUGGGCUACUUCUACGGCAGCUCGCUGGUCCGCACCGGCCCCCCCGGCUCCGAGCCCGCGCCCUACUGGCCUGCGCCGCUCUUCACCGCCGUGCCCAGCCGCUCCUUCUUCCCUCGCGGCUUCCUGUGGGAUGAGGGCUUCCACCAACUGCUGCUGCAGCGCUGGGAGCCGGCCCUCAGCCGCGACGUGAUCGCGCACUGGCUGGACCUCAUGAAUGCACAGGGCUGGAUCCCCAGGGAGCAGAUCCUGGGCGAGGAGGCUCGCGCCCGUGUGCCUCCCGAGUUCGUGGUGCAGCUGCCCUGGCACGCCAACCCGCCCUCGCUGUUCCUGCCCAUUGCCCACAUGGCCGCGCAGCUGGGGCGGGCGCAGCAGCAGGCUACAGACGGCACCGCCGCCGCCUCUGACGCCGAGUCGGCUGCCGAGCUGGAGCGGGUGCGCGCCUUCCUGCGCCGCGCCUGGCCGCGCCUGGCCGCCUGGUACAACUGGUUCAACACCACACAGGCCGGGCCCCUGCCCAGCAGCUUCAGGUGGCACGGGCGCGACCCUCUGGCUGCGUCCGAGCUCAACCCCAAGACGCUCACCUCGGGGCUGGACGACUACCCGCGCGCCUCCCACCCGGACGACUCAGAGAGGCACCUGGACCUGCGCUGCUGGAUGGCGCUGGCGGCGCAGGCCAUGGCGGACAUCGGCACCAGCCUGGGUCUGCCGGCGGCGGCGGUGGCCCGCUACGCCGCCGCCGCCGAGCAGCUGUCCGACCUGCGGCAGCUGGCGGCGCUGCACCUGGACCAGGGCAGGGGUGUGUUCGCGGACUGGGGCACACACACAGAGGAGGUGGCGCUGGAGGUCAAGAGCAUUGUGGUGCCGGGCGGGGAGGGCCAGCCGCCGCAGCGCCGGGACGUCAGCGAGCGCGUGACCACCGGCUGGCCGCAGCCGCAGUUCGUGCCGCAGUUCGGGUACGUGUCGCUCUUCCCCCUCAUCAUGCGGCUGCUACCCACCGGCCGGGAGCCCAACGCUACUGCCAGUGCUGCUGCGACUGCUGCUACUGCCGGUGCUACAGCCGCGGCGGGCGGCGCCGCGCUGACGCUGCAGCAGCUACAGCUGCUCACUGACCCCAGCCUGCUGUGGAGCGAGCACGGGCUGCGGUCGUUGGCUAAAACCGCCUCGCUGUACAAAAAGCGCAACACGGCGGACGAUCCGCCGUACUGGCGCGGCCAGAUCUGGAUCAACGUCAACUACCUCGUACUGCGCUCGCUGUCGUACUACGCCCGCCACGGCAGUCCAGAGGUGGCGGCGGCGGCGGCCGCCGCGCACGACGAGCUGCGGCGGCGGCUGCUCCGUACGUUGGUUGGCGGUUACAAGCGGCAGGGUUACUUGUACGAGCAGUACGACGACGAGUCGGGCCGCGGGACGAGCAGCCACCCGUUCACGGGUUGGACGGCGCUCGUGACGCUCAUCGCGGCGCAGGAGUACUAGGGCAGGGCUGGUGCUGGUGUUCUUAGCAGUUCUGGCGACAGUGGUGUGAGCAAUUUUGGCGUGAGCAGUGCUGCUGUGCUGAAGGGCUGGGUAGGACAGCGCUUAGUAGUAGAGUGCUGGCGUAGGUGCUGGCGUGCUGUAGAUGCCGCUGUGGGUGCUGGAAUUCUGAAGGGCUGUAGUGCUGGUGCGUGUACCGUAUGUGCUGGUGUGCCACUGGUUCUAGGGCGGCGGCUAGGGAGUUGUUGUUGUUGUGGGCCUGUGUGCGUGGGGACUCGGCGGCUGACCGCAUCACCAGCGCACCGCGAAGCAGCAUGUGGCUGGUGACCGCGGCACACAGCGCGUGGAGGUGGCAGGGCCGGGCCUGGGCGGCAGGCUUGCGUGUGCCGAGAGAGCUGCACGUGCGUCCGUGGUCUGUGGAUUGCGCAAUGGGCGGUUCUGGCGCUAUGCUUGUGUGUUGGGGGGGCCGUGGGGCUGGGAGCUCAGCCGGACUUGUCGGCGGCAGCAUCAGGACGCAUGCGAGCGAGCUGGGGUUGCACUCACCCCCCUUCGUUCUGGCUGCUGUUGCCAGGCCUGGGGCUGAACGAGUGAGUUGCGUUGCAGUUAUCGACGAUACUUAACAAUGCGAAACCGAGAAAGCAAGCGAGGGGGAGGACUAUCCUGGAGGCUUGCCGUACUGUUGCAAGGAGGCGCGACGUCGCUGGAGCCUAGGGAUUGAUGUGAGGACGCGGACGUGUGAGUAGACCCCUUCACAGAUAGUCCCUGGCACGCGUCUUCUAGGCAAUGCCGGCAAGUUUGUCGUCUUGCGGCGCUUUCUCAUUUCCGUGACACCCCCGCAGCCAUUAUAAUA
This is a messenger RNA of Chlamydomonas reinhardtii, 3688 nucleotides long. RefSeq lists its product as uncharacterized. The transcript has 17 exons. The record is from RefSeq and is a predicted model, not a curated record. Gene Ontology annotation, biological process: protein N-linked glycosylation; oligosaccharide metabolic process. Lineage: Eukaryota; Viridiplantae; Chlorophyta; Chlorophyceae; Chlamydomonadales; Chlamydomonadaceae. Gene Ontology annotation, cellular component: endoplasmic reticulum membrane. The coding region runs from base 133 to 2841 and encodes 902 amino acids. Gene Ontology annotation, molecular function: Glc3Man9GlcNAc2 oligosaccharide glucosidase activity.